GCCCACAUUUCCCCACGUGAAAGUGAUCAUCAUGGUUCCAGCGCUGAAACUUCGUAGACUUCCACUUUCACUAUCUAUUAUCAGCGGGUCCAGCCGCCCCUGCAGCCCGCCAUGACCCGCUCCAGCCCCGGACCCGCCCGGCUCUGGCUCCGCCUGUGCUGGAGCUGCUGCUGCCUGCUCGCCGCGGUGGAGGGCCGGCUGUUCACCGCGAAGCUCUGGAGCGUUCGGGCCGGCCUGGGAGGCUUCGAGCCCGGGGACGCGGCCCCAGCGUUCAGCGUCUCCACCCUUGAUGGAGAGUUCUCCUACCCGCCCAAGGACUCCUCAUCAUCAUCCUCCUCCUCCUCCUCCUCCCCCAGACCCGCGCUGAUCAUCCACGCCUUCACCAACAAAUCCGCCUUCCUGGAGGUGCUGUGGACCUCCAACAUGUCCCUCUCGGACCUGGCGGAGUUUCUCCCGCCCAGCGCCCAGGUGCUCUUCAUCUCCAUGGAUGAUUCAGCGGCCGAGCAGGCGCUGUGGAUGCGGGAGCAAGUGUACGGAGCUGCGGGAAGCAGGUGGAAGGAGAUAAGGUCCAGACUGCACUUCUCUCCUGUUCCUCUUCAUAUGCUGGGAAACUGGAUCCCCAGAGUGUUUUACUCGUGGGGUUGUGGAGGACACAACUGUGGUCUUGCUCAGGUGGUCUUCACCUCUUCAGAGUGGUCUGUCCCUGUGAUCUCUAAACGCCUGAACGCCAGAUACGAUUGGCUGAAUGGACGCUGGGAUCCAAAGCCGUACGUUCUGGCUGAAGCAGGCGAUGGAUGUAAACCCGUCCCCGAGGUUGCGGGGGCGGUUGCCUGGGUGUCUGAAGGCGGCUGCUCCUUCUUCACAAAGAUUAAAACAAUGUCCGAGUCCAAUGCUACUGGUGUUCUGGUGUAUGCCUCACCGGGGAACCCUAUACAGGAUAUGAACUGUGUUGGAGAUGAAUGUAACACCACCCUCAACAUUCCAGCCGCCAUGCUGCACAUUGAACCGGCUGUGGUGGAAGCCCUUUCGAAGGGGAAGUCAGUGAAUGUGUCAUUCCAGGUCACUCCAUCUCCAAACUUCUUCUUCGCGAUAGACCACCAGGGGGCGCUAGCAGAGAUGGGCUGGUUCCUCUACCCUACUUUCAGAUUCCUGAGCUGGCAGGCUGAGUGGUUUGACUUCUACACAGGCUUGCUGGAACAGGCUAAAAAACCUGCAGACGUGGUGCCGGUGUUUGAUAGAGUGCUGAUGCAGGGGGAGGCCGGGGCCCAGGCUGUGGUGGACCUUCCCCCAGAUCUGCUGAGGUAUGAUGUGCUGGAGCUGGACGCUGCUCUGUCCUGUCCUGGGCUCAGGGAUGAGACGUGUGCUCAUUGGGAUCACACUGUGCAGCUGUUCGUGUGCUGCGACCGGUUCAGUCCUCACUGCAACCAGGAGCUGGGCCGCUGGAUCACCGCCUUCCGCAGAGGUACAGGUCGUUGGCUGACGGACGUGUCGCCCCUCCUUGCGCUGCUGAACGGCGAGCGCUGUUCCCUGACCAUGAAGACCGUCCCCUGGGCGAUGCCCUGGAUGACCUCCCUGAAUCUGCGCUUCAGCUAUAGCAACAGCUCAGGAAACUCAUCAGAGAACUUCAAGCCGUUCAAGCUGGUCUCACUUUACAACGGGGGGACGUUCGACCGGGACUACAACAAGAGAUUCCAGGAGAUCAAGUUUGAUAUUCCAGCUUCAGCCAAGAAGGUGGAGUUGUAUGCAGUAAUCACGGGUCACGGCAGUGAUGAUAACGCGUGUUGUGAGUUCUGUGUGACGUCACACUUCUUCAGUGUAAACGGCAUCUACAACAACUCUCGUAUAUUCGACUCGGCUGGUUCAGCUCUGGGCUGUGCUCUGAGAGUCGGUGAGGGAGGAGUACCUAACGAGCACGGCACGUGGCUGUACGGCCGCGGCGGCUGGUGCGACGGUCUGCAGGUCAAUCCGUGGAGGAUCGACAUCACUCCCCAGGUAAAUAUGGGUGGAACCAAUACGAUCCUCUACUUCGGACUCUUCGACGGACGGAACCCCAAUCCAGCCAGAGAUCCAGGGUACAUCAUAAUGUACUCCUAUCUCAUAUUUUAUAAGUGAUUUCUACAAGUGAAUCUGCUUGAAUGAUCGACUGUACAGAGAAAAGCCAUGAUUAAAGACUUUUAUUUUGGAA
Messenger RNA from Astyanax mexicanus (Mexican tetra), 2185 nucleotides. RefSeq lists its product as uncharacterized. The transcript is spliced from 12 exons. Gene Ontology annotation, molecular function: oxidoreductase activity, acting on paired donors, with incorporation or reduction of molecular oxygen, reduced ascorbate as one donor, and incorporation of one atom of oxygen. The coding region runs from base 112 to 2112 and encodes 666 amino acids. NCBI's taxonomy places the organism in Eukaryota, Metazoa, Chordata, Actinopteri, Characiformes, Acestrorhamphidae. The record is from RefSeq and is a predicted model, not a curated record.